AAAAAGCACAAAGGCAACCGAGUUCAUCCUCAAAGACACAUUGCAGCUCUUCUGUCCCAGAGACAGGGUAGAAUGGUGGAGGCCCUUCCCUGUCCCCUGCUCAUUGCUGUCAACUUUUCCCUUUUUUUAAGGGAAAUUCCCUUAUUCCAAAUAGGAUUCCUCGCAAUAAAAGGGGAAAGUUGACAGCUAUGUCCCUGCUUGAAAUCUCGACCUACAGUUCUUUGCUGCAGCAGGGGAGGCCACAUUUUGCUAGCUGAACACAGUAUGCUGAGAGGCAGCUGGCUGCAUAAAAUACUGCACAUUUGCUGCAUAAAAUACUGGCUGGUAGCUGGUAGUUUUUUAAAUUAAACUUUUAUCAAUUCUAUUUAUUCCAAUAUAUUUUUAGACCAUCUCUUGAUGCAAGUAAGGUAGCUAGCAACAACAAGAAAGUAAGAUGCAGCCUUAAAGGUGCAAGUCAUUCAUCGCCACUCAUCAUAUCUGCCACAGAGAAGCCUCGUCAAGUCUCUCCUUCCCAAGGGCAUGACCUCUCCCCUGCUUGGAAAUGUUUCAGCUCUACAGAAAUCACUCAAGCCUUCCCAGUGAAAGCAGCGACACCUCCAGCUCUGGCCUGGGCAGCAUCAUCGAGACCCCCAAACACAUCCUCUACUCAGCCUGCAGUUUACCUCACACCUUGGACGACUUGCUGGCCGGGCUGUCAGUUCCGAAGAAAGCCGCUCGCAGGCCCCCGCCAAGCCGCCCUCGACGCAGCAGCAGCCCCAGCGUCCCUGUCGACCUGGACAUGAGCGACGGGGAGACCAGCCUCUCCGACAGCGGCUCGGAGUCUCCUGUGUGUGUGGAACUGCCGCCACAGCCCUUCAUCCGCGAGCACACCGUCAGCAGCACCAGCGCUCAGGUUUCUUGGUCAGGCCCACGCAACGGGGAAUUGAUUUCCUUCUACGAGCUGCAACUGCAGGAGGCCAGGCUGGAUGGUCAAGGCAAGAACAUCCAUUGGUUUUGCUCACAGACAGAAGAGCACCUGGAGAAUCUGACUCCUGGCACUACGUACUUGCUCCGCGUGAGGUCUCUCAACGUGGCAGGUGCUGGGAAGUGGAGUGCACCCUAUAAGUUUGGCACAAUGCCUUCUGUGGCAGGAAUGCCUCUGGACCCGGCUCCUGUCACUGUCACCGUGCGGCGGUGCAGGAAGCCCCAGAAGAAGACGAUCUUUAUCCCUGCCCCCUAAGAGGACUGACAACAUGGAAGUAAAGGAUGGCACCUUCCUCUUGCCCUUGCAUCAGUUAUUCCACAUCUCCUCAUAACUGCUGUUUGGUACCUUGGCAAAUUUUCUGCUCACAAAAAUAACUUCUAGCCAGGUGAAGAAGGUCAGGGGCUGGGGUGAUGGGAACCGGGCAUAUACGGAUGCCACAGUUCACAGGUGCAUUUGCAACUAUUUUGCUGCGUAUGGUGGGAAUCUGAUACAUAAGAGCAAGGGAAGAGGCUGAAAUCAUGUGACUGCAGCCUCCUACCCUACUCUCUACUGACCCCUUUUGCCCAGGUUCUGUAAUGGCAGCCUGUUCUCUGCUGCCCCCUCUUGACCAGGUUGCCAAGAGGCAGCAGAAGGAAACAGGGAUUAAGCCCUGCUGUUACACAGCCUGGACAAUAGUAGGCAGCAGAGAGCAGAGAAAAGGGGCAAGUUACACAACUUGGAUAACAGGGAGCACAGCAGAGAACAAGGGACAGGCUACAGUUGCAGUACCUGGCCAAGAGGGGGCAGCAGAGAGCAAGGAAAGAGGCUGCAGUAACACAACCUGGCCAGCAGUGACCAGCAAAUAGCAGGGAAAGAGGCUGCAGUUGCAGGACCUGGCUGAAGGGAGGCAGCAGAGAGCACGCCAUUCCUGUCCCAAGUCCUUGAUGAAAAGCGCAACCUCUGAGCUUUAAGAUUUUGGGUUGUGUGGGGUGAGUUUCAUGCAGCUGUAUCCUACACAUUUACUUUGCUUCCACUGAGCUCCAUGGGAUUUAAUUCCAUGUGGCAGUGCAUACAUUUGUCAACAACUGGUGUGUUGGUUGGUUUUUCCAGCGAAAUACCACAAUCUGUCACCCUUUGCAAGUGGCCCGAGUGCCUGGCGAUUUGCUUGCAACAUUCACUCAUGAUGAGGUUGGCUGGACUUGGCAAUGCAGGGUGGGCAGCAUUUGUGUGCCCACCAGAUGCUGCUUGACUACAAAUCCCAUCAUCCUUGGCCAUUACAGCAGCUGGGACUGGUGGGAAUUGUCAUCCAGCAGCAUC
Messenger RNA from Podarcis muralis (Common wall lizard), 2260 nucleotides. It is a transcript of the gene FNDC8, whose product is annotated as fibronectin type III domain containing 8. NCBI's taxonomy places the organism in Eukaryota, Metazoa, Chordata, Lepidosauria, Squamata, Lacertidae. The record is from RefSeq and is a predicted model, not a curated record. Gene Ontology annotation, molecular function: protein binding.